AGUUCUACAGUUGCCAUGAGGAAGUUGGGCUGUUGCCAUGCGGAAGUAGGCCGAGCUGCAGUACGGAAGCGGCAGCGGUCCAGCCAUGGCCUCUGUCCCCUGUGUGCUCCUCACCAGCUGCGCUGCUUCAUUUCAUGAGGAAGACCUAGUGACACAGAUAAUUGGGGCAGAACAGCUUCCUGCACCUGAACAAGAAGCUGAGGAAGUGAGACAGUACCCAUGGAGGAUAGACAACAAGUAUUACUCAGCCAAUGUGAAUAUUUGCAUUGUACCCAGCACAACACAGGUGUCCACUCAGGUGGCAGAGUCCGUCCAGGCCUUUGUUGUAUACUUUGACAGCACAACAAAAUCUGGUCUAGAGAAAGUGUCGCCCUGGCUUCCACUGCUUGAAGACUGGCUACUGGAUGUCAUGAUCUUGGUGUGUGAUCGUGCAUGUGAUGCAGGUGUGAGCCGACAGACUGCCCAGGAGUGGUGUAUACAGCAUGGGUUUGAGUUGGUGGAGUUAAAUCCUGAGGAGCUGCCAGAUGAAGACGAUGAUUUCCCAGAAUCCACUGGUGUCACUCGGAUAAUACAAGCUCUGAAUGCCAACGUAUGGUCCAAUGUGGAGAUGAAGAGCGAACAAUCCUACGGGAUCUUCAGCUCAUUGACAGCCAUGAACCUCAGUCCUGAGACUAAUGGGGAACCACAGGAUAAUGUCUCUGUGUCCAGUGGAGAUGCCACAGUGCCUUCCACCGAGCAGGAGCGUGCUGGUGAUUCUAGUAGUCAUAGUGAUCCUCAGACUGAUUCUUUAGUAGACCCCAUGUUGGAUCUUGAUAUUCGAGAACUCGCCAGCCUUACUUCCGGAGAAGGGGACCUGGAGAAUUUCGGACGACUUUUCAGUAAACUUCAGGAAAUGAAAGGUAAAGCUGCCUCUAUGCCACACGAACAAAGGAAACUGCAUGCAGAAAAGGUUGCCAAAGCAUUCUGGAUGGCUAUUGGAGGAGACCGUGAUGAAAUUGAAGGCAUUUCUUCUGAUGAAGAUAACUAAGAACAAAUGUGUAGACUGCCGAUAUACUUGGCUUUUAUUCUGCUUAGUGGGUUUGCCACACUUUUUGUACAGCUCCUUUAGAACAAGGAACCUAAUAUCUUAUCUCUCUAGUACAUAUUGUCAUCUGUGAUCCCAAUUGUGUAUUUAUUAGAAAGAAAUCUAAAUAAACUAUUUUGUAUUCAUUCCAACAUUAA
This is a messenger RNA of Hyla sarda, 1221 nucleotides long. It is a transcript of the gene AAGAB, whose product is annotated as alpha and gamma adaptin binding protein. The record is from RefSeq and is a predicted model, not a curated record. The transcript has 10 exons. NCBI's taxonomy places the organism in Eukaryota, Metazoa, Chordata, Amphibia, Anura, Hylidae. Bases 86 to 1027 code for a protein of 313 amino acids.